AUGACAGACUGGAGCCCCAGCUCGUGGACUACGAAGCCGAUUAAACAGGAUGUGGUCUAUGAAGAUGCCCAAGGGGUUCAGGACGCCCUUGAGAAACUGCAGAAACUCCCCCCACUAGUGACCACACAAGAGAUCAAUAAUCUCAAAGCUAGUCUUCGAAAUGUCGCCUUGGGUAAAGCAUUCGUUUUACAAGGAGGCGACUGUGCGGAACUCUUCGACUACUGCAACCAAGACAUGAUCGAAGCCAAAGUCAAGCUCCUCCUGCAAAUGAGCUUGAUCCUCAUCUGGGGAGCCAACAAGCCCGUUAUUCGUAUCGCCCGAAUCGCAGGCCAAUUCGCAAAGCCCCGGUCAAGCUCCACAGAAGUCAUAAACGGAGUCGAGAUGCCUUCCUUCAGAGGUGACAACAUCAACGGCUUCGACGCGAACGUUGCAUCCAGAAAACCGGACCCAUCCCGCCUCGUCUCCGCAUAUUUCCACUCCGCCGCAACACUGAAUUACCUGCGUGCAUCUCUCUCCUCAGGUCUCGCAGAUCUGCACUCCCCACUAGACUGGGGUCUAGGACACGUUAUCACCCCCUCCAUCAAAGAGCAGUACAGCAAGAUCGUCAGCGCAGUCAAAGAUGCCCUCCGCUUCAUGCGUACAGUAGGAAUUGAUAAAGACCGCGGCGUCGAGACAGCUGAUAUCUUCACAAGUCACGAGGGUCUUUCCCUCGAAUACGAACAAACUCUCACAAGACUUCUGCGCAAUCCUAUCGAACGAAAUAGCGGCUCAUCCCCUUCAUCCGGAUACUAUGCUACCUCCGCGCAUUUCCUAUGGAUAGGCGAUAGGACAAGACAGCUAGACGGUGCACAUGUAGAGUUCUUCCGCGGAAUAGCGAACCCAGUCGGUAUUAAGAUUGGACCGAGCAUGAAACCAGAUGAACUGGUUGCGCUAUUGGAAGUCGUUAAUCCAUCUAAGGAAAUUGGAAAAGUAACUCUUAUUUCAAGAUAUGGAGCGUCGAAGAUCUCACAGUUUCUUCCCGGGCAUAUUGCUGCUGUGCAGGCUUCGGGCCAUGUACCUGUUUGGCAAUGUGAUCCUAUGCAUGGGAAUACGCAGGCUACGCCGUCUGGUGUCAAGACGAGACAUUUCACUGAUAUACUUGGGGAGUUGAAACAAGCGCUGGAGAUCCAUCGGGCCGCGGGGUCUUUCUUGGGUGGUAUGCAUCUUGAGUUAACUGGGGAGGCUGUUACGGAGUGUGUUGGUGGUGCUGCUGGGUUGACAGAGGAUGGACUUGGAGAGAGAUACACUACGUUUUGUGACCCGAGGUUGAAUGAGAAGCAGGCGCUUGAGCUUGCGUUCUUGGUCGCUGGGUUUUAUCGCCAGGAAGAGGAGGAUUAG
This is a messenger RNA of Penicillium angulare, 1377 nucleotides long. Its product is annotated as 3-deoxy-7-phosphoheptulonate synthase class II. Bases 1 to 1377 code for a protein of 458 amino acids. The transcript is spliced from 6 exons. Gene Ontology annotation, biological process: aromatic amino acid biosynthetic process. The record is from RefSeq and is a predicted model, not a curated record. NCBI's taxonomy places the organism in Eukaryota, Fungi, Ascomycota, Eurotiomycetes, Eurotiales, Aspergillaceae. Gene Ontology annotation, molecular function: 3-deoxy-7-phosphoheptulonate synthase activity.